Molecule: messenger RNA, 6449 nt
Organism: Austrofundulus limnaeus
Lineage: Eukaryota; Metazoa; Chordata; Actinopteri; Cyprinodontiformes; Rivulidae
Product: rap1 GTPase-activating protein 1
Exons: 23
Coding region: 2386-4953 (855 amino acids)
Biological process (GO): regulation of small GTPase mediated signal transduction
Cellular component (GO): cytoplasm
Molecular function (GO): GTPase activator activity
Source: RefSeq, a predicted model, not a curated record
UCAUUUAAGAACCCGUCCAGAAGACCUAUACAAUUUUUUUCUUUUUGAUUAAUGUAUUGAUUUUUCUUUUCCCCCUCAUGUUAUAAGCUUUAAGCAAAUCUUUUUUGUAGCAUGUGUUACGCAGUUUCAUUWCUGGUGUUGCUGACAACAAAUGCUGCUGUAAUGUUGACAGUCAGUUGCCUCUAUGGCAACCACUGACCAUCUGAUAUUCUGCCAGUGUUCAACUAAAGGGCAAGUCUGUGAAAAACUGAAUUCUGAUAUCGGUGCAUUCAGUUGAAGUUCUUGAAAAGUGGUCUUCCCAUAUGUCAGCUGCCCUUUGGCUGUUUGURAACAGUGUUAUGUUGCAUGAGUUUUUCUAUGAGAAUAAAAGACUCGGACUCCACCUCCAACUGUCUGUCWGCCCAAGACAAGAUACAGUCAGCAAAUAUUAGAGGAGGAUGACAAGUGCUUUAGACCUUUUYCUGCAGAGCUGCAGAGAAGGUAAAAAGGUUUUGGUCGACAAAGGAAUACAUCUUGAACUUUUUGCAGAGAGUACUUUUCUUUUUAAUACGUGAAGCAAUAACAGGCUUUGCACCUGAGACACUCUCGCUGACAACCUUGAGUGUUUUGUCUGUGGAUCUUUUCAAAAGCUUUUUUUUCUUUUUUUGGAUCGGGGCAGUCGACAGGGAUGCUACUUUAACUUAGGUGUGACAGUUGGGACAAAGUCAACAAGAAAAGCUCAGCAAUCAUGGAGAAUUCAAUUCAAACUUAUUAAAUACGAUAUUCGUGAAAGCUGCAAGAUUUUCAUUGAUGGGAAGGUAACUAUGGCUGAAAAACAAAACCAAUAUCAUCCUCCAAUGGUGACAAAAACUCAUUGGAAGAAACCCACCAGUGUAAGUAGUUUUAUUUUUGAGAAAAUAUCGGAGUAAAAGACAAACUGUAGUACAAGUGAAAUGCAGUUUAAAGUGCUAUAAUUGCAAAACUCAAAAAGAUAUCUAUUUUUUAACUGAUUAGCCAAAGAGAACAGUGUCUUAAUGGGGUUUAUUUAAUAAGAGCAGUUAAAAUGUAAAUUUUUGCGGCUCAUGCAAUUUUAAUUUAAGCUCAAAGAUACCGCUCAGUACAGCUCAUCCUAUUCUGAUCUCUGUUUGGAGUCAYGGUUAUUUACUUACAGGGUUUGUGGCAGACUGUUGUUUGCACAUGGUGGAGGACUUUACUCAUUCUCACACAAAGCCAAGACAUGAUUGCUCUGUACACAAAGUGUUUGUGUCAGGCUCUGCAGGUUGAAGCUUUUCAGCCUCUCUUUUAACCACGCAGGCCUCAGACAUCCACAGUUGUCGUUUGCUGCUUUUGAGGAACUUCUUUACUGAUGCCGUGCUCAGGUUGUGCACGUGGUUAUUUAAAUAUAAUAUUAGAAGAAGUUCAGUUAURAGGAGUUGUACAUGUGGAAUUAAAAUGUGACAAACUUCACAAGAGAGACAGGAUUGAUCUGCAAAAAGGUAAAAUGUUGAUUGAAAUUAAUGUAUUUCUUGACAGCUGAUGUAACAUCAGAGGGUUUGAGCGGUAAAAAAAGCAGUAGUUGCUCAAAACAGAUUAACAUCACUCAAUACAGCUGGGUUUUUUUAAUCUAAAUUUGGUAAAUUUAUGAAUUUCUGCAGACAUUUUAAAAGGCAUGUAAUAAAACUGUCUGAUCUUUUAUAAAGAAUGAUUGAAAUCUUAUAAGCUCUCUCUGUAAUUGUGUUAGCUCUGUGCAGUUCACUGCUUAUAGACUUUUAUGUUUGAGUCCAGUUCUACCACAUGCCAGCACAGUUUACCAAAGUGGUUUGUUUGUAACUUCUGCAGCUGAACCUGUUUGGGAUCAGAUGGCGGCCCAACAAUGCGUGUGUUUAAACUUACUGCUCAAGCUUUGUCCAUUUACAACACCUGUAGCAUAAGUGCCAAGACUGCAGUAAAAGAAUGAAAACUGUUGAAAAGAAGAUUAAGGCAAUGCAGAAUUCAGAACCAGUGUUAUGAUUCCUGAGUCCCAAACAUGAAGCAAACACAAUUUAGAGCCUGAUCUACUAAGAUCCCAAAUAACACGUGUUAAAUUGUGUGUGCAAAAUUUUAAAAAUGCAUGUUAUUAGUGGGUGUGUUGCAGGCGAUCCAGUCAUAUUGCUGCACAAAUGAUAACKGAUGCAAAAGUGGUGCGGACCACCCUGUUGAAAUGAGGAUUAUGAGUGAGCUACUGGCUGUCACCAUGGAGAGUUUGGGAAAGCAGAGUGGCUAUAAAAGAAAAAUGAAGAUUGAAGCCAUGGAGUUGACAUGAAAUGAUCCAGAUGCAAGAAAAUACAGUGUUGCAAGGAGUUUUUCCAUAGGAUAUAUGGCUUCUGUUUGGGACAGUCGGCCCUUAGAUCAUCCAGCAGCUCAAAAAUGUCAUUGCUGAAUAGACAAAAUGUCUCUAAAUUCAUUAUUUCUGACCAAAUAUGUCAACAUGCGCACAGAACAUUCUCUCUCACCUGUCAUCGUAUCCAUACCUCCUUUUUACCUUUCUCCCAUCUUGCAAAUUUGCUAAAUAUAGACACAAAAACAGCAAAUGCAGUCAGUUUCAGSUUUGAAAAAAUCAYAUUGCUGUGCUCAAUCAUUACAUUUGCAUAUCCUCAAUAUUUUGCAUGUUGUAAUAAUAAUCACAUAUUCUGCACAUUCAUGAGCUACUAUUUUGCUGAUUUGACAGAUGCAAUCCUUGGUGCACUGCACAUGAUUAGUAKAUCAGCUUUGUKMGCRCAUAUUUUACACAUGCAAAUCUUUAGCAGAUCAGGCCCUAAAUGUGUUUGUCACCAGAUGAUCCAAACAGUUUUCUGUAAACUUUUGCAACCAAAAAAUGAACUCAGAACUGUCAUCUCCUCUCUCCAGAACACAGAUUUAUUUGAAAUGAUUGAAAAGAUGCAGGGCAGCAGGAUGGAUGAGCAAAGAUGCAGUUUUCCUCCAACUCUCAAGACUGAAGAGGAUUAUAUUCCAUAUCCAAGUGUCCAUGAGGUGCUGGGGAGGAAGAGCCCCUUUCCUCUCAUCCUGCUGCCACAGUUUGGUGGUUACUGGAUCGAGGGGACCAACCAUGAGCUGAGCGAGGCCGAGCUGCCCCGGCCUCCAUCCCCAGACACUCGCACUAAACUAGAAUGUAACACAACAGCGAUGCUCUUCAGGAAACACUUCCUGGGAAAGGAGCACUUUAAUUACUAUUCAGUGGACAGUAACCUCGGACAUCUGGUGUUCUCUAUAAAAUACGAUGUGAUCGGUGACCAGGAACAUCUCCGGCUCAUGCUCAGGACCAAGCUGAAAACCCAUCAAGACGUGAUCCCCAUUUCCUGUCUGACAGAGUUUCCUAAUGUGGUCCAAAUGGCCAAACUUGUCUGUGAAGAYGUCAACGUGGACCGCUUUUAUCCCGUCCUUUAUCCUAAAGCGUCAAGGCUUAUUGUCACGUUUGAUGAACAUGUGAUAAGCAACAAUUUCAAAUUCGGAGUUAUCUACCAGAGGUUUGGGCAGACUUCAGAAGAGGAGCUGUUUGGCAACAGCGAAGAGAGUCCUGCCUUUGUAGAAUUCCUGGAGUUUCUGGGAGAGAAAAUUGAACUCCAUAACUUUAAAGGCUUCCGAGGAGGGCUGGACGUGACUCAUGGGCAGACUGGCACAGAAUCCAUCUACUGCAACUACUGCAACAAGGAGGUCAUGUUCCAUGUGUCCACAAAGCUGCCUUACACAGAGGGGGACACCCAGCAGUUGCAGAGGAAAAGGCACAUAGGGAAUGACAUUGUGGCCAUUGUUUUCCAAGAUGAAAACACUCCCUUUGUUCCAGACAUGAUAGCAUCAAACUUUCUCCACGCUUACAUCGUGGUCCAAGUGGUCAACCCCUGCACUGAAAAUGUCCUCUACAAAGUGUCGGUGACAGCGAGGGAUGAUGUUCCUUUCUUUGGCCCAGCCCUCCCAAACCCUCCUGUUUUUAAGAAAGGUCCUGAAUUCCAUGAAUUCCUUUUUACCAAGCUAAUCAAUGCAGAGUAUGCAUGUUACAAAGCGGAGAAAUUUGCUAAAUUGGAGGAGCGAACAAGAUCGGCGUUACUUGAGACUCUUUAUGAGGAGCUCCACGUGAACAGCCAGGCUAUAAUGGGAGUGGGAGGAGAGGAGGACAAGAUUGAAAAUGGGAGUGCAGGAGGAGGGGGCUUCUUUGAGUCCUUCAAGCGGGUGAUGCGCAGUAGGAGCCAGUCAAUGGAUGCCGUGAGUCUAACUUUCAAGAAGCCGCACACAAUCUCCUCUACUGUGAGCAGCACCUUUAACCACAGCACCACAGAGAGCCCCAAAUUCCCUGGUAUAUCACUGCUUGUCCCAGGCAAAAGUCCCAGUAAAUAUGGACGCCGAGGCAGUGCCAUAGGGAUAGGAACAGUAGAAGAGUCUUUGAUAAUUCCAGGAAAAAGCCCAACCAGGAAAAAGUCUGGUCCGUUCAGCUCCAGGCGAAGCAGUGCCAUUGGUAUUGAAAACAUCCAAGAAGUCCAAGAGAGAAGCAGCAGAGAUCCAUCUCCAAAUACUCAGAAGACUCCUGACAGUGGCCAUGUUUCUCAAGAUCCAAAGUCUGAUAACUCAGACCAGAGUUCUCCAGAAGUCCUCACAACCGCCAAGAACAGUUCUUAUUUUUGUGGUAGGACCCCAUCCAUCCCUGAGGCCCACGACCUCUCCCGCUCCUCCUCCAAYGCCAGCAGCUUUGCCAGCGUCGUGGAGGAGAACGAGACGGAGGCGGCGGAGGACUAUGACACCGGCAUGGAGAGUCUGUCGUCUGCCGGGACGCCUCACAAACGGGACUCCCUCACCUACAGCACGUGGCUGGAGGACAGCAUCAGCUGCACGAGCAGCAACAGUCGUGGCAGCUCCCCAGGACCUGGGAAACCUGAUCGAGGGAAGACCAGCGACGUCCGGAUCAAACUGGAGCGAUCUCAUGAUAAUCAGUCGUCAAACUGUUAGCUUUACCCACCUGAUUUUCUCCUGAUUCUUCAUCUUCAGCAACCCCAAAGUCACGCUCCGCCCGGGAGAAGAAAAACAAUCAUUUGACCCGACCUGUGCAGAGAAGGACAACGAUGAUGAAGAUGAGUCCAGAGGAAGGUCGUCCAGUCGGCUGCUCAGGGAGGACGUUUCCAGGAAACCUGCAGGGCACUAAAGGAGGGGGACGCACAAAAAGGGGCCAGCUUGUUCACAAUGUUGUUUCCUUCCAACUCUUUUCUUUGCCUGGCCACACAUCUGUUGCCUCGUUAUACAUUUUUCUACCUGACCUUUCAGUUUUUCCAAAGUGCACAUUCAAACUCUGAAUAUAAAUGUUAUAUUUGUAAAAUACUUUGUUUUUAGUUUGUCUUGCUGAACGUCAUUGUCCUGUCUGCUGAGUGUGUCAGGACAGCUGCAACAUGAAGGUAACUUAUUGAACUAUUUGCUUAAUAAAGUUGAUGAAUAAUGAAGUUUUUAAUAUAAGAAAAAACAUUUUUUAGACUGCAUGCUUCUAAAGUAAAACAAAAAAAAGAGUUAUGCUAAAGCAUUUCUUUUGUUGUUCUCUGCAAGCUURGCUUUGAAAUGACUUCAAGAAGCAUCUCAAAAAUUGGCCUUGAUGUUUUCAUCUGUUUUUGUCCUAUAAUUUAAAUGAUUUUCCUUUUUUUUACUGUUUCAUUGCCAAAAAUGAUACAACWUAGAUUCAAUUUGAAACAAAUAUACUCUGAAGCAUUUAAGAGACAGUAGUGUGAUAAAACUGGUGGCAUUGUCUGCUGUACUUCAUCGUCUGUGUGAUCCUCUAAUAUAAUAAUCACUCAGUAAUAUGACCGCUCGCUGUCGUGUCUAUUGAACCACCUGUCUCUUUUUUUACUCUCUUUAAUAUGUUUUUAUUUAUUGAUUUGUUUCCUGGUAAAAAUGGCAAAUAAUCUGUUUGACUGUUCCUUUGUGGUGACUCCGUUGCAUUCUGCUUGUACAUGUUGCUUUGACAUGAAUAAUACUGUUAUGUGUAAAAGCUGUUUGUUGGGUCACAUCUUGUUCAGUGCUGUAAAUUUGCAAUGCAAAUAGGAUUGAACUGUGUAUAUGUAUUUGCUGUAAAGGUGGUUAAAAAAACUCUAAGCGCAACUACUGAUUUGUAAAUAGACAUUACUUUGGAGUACAUAGUGUAUAAUAUAAAUCCAAAAGAUUUGAAAUCGGGUGGAGCAACAUGUUGAAAUUACUGCCAGUUUAUGAUUUUUUUCUUGUUUUCUUUCCUGGUUUUAGAUUAGAUUUUGAUAGAGUUUUGUAGAGUUUAUUUUUAAAGCUGUUCAGACUGUUCUGUAAAAGGAGAGAGCCCCACACUACAUCCCGUUGGUCAUUUCAGUUGCCUUAUGUCACACGUUGAUGGUGUAAUUAAAGCCAGUAAAAAGUCAUCAGGAUUUACAAGGAAAUGAAUGUUUUGUUUUUGCUUGUUUUUACUGUAAAUAAAAUGCCCUGAGACGUUUACA